AUGGACGCUCAUCGCAAAGUCGCCAAAGGACCCGGCACGCGCGACCUCAGCUCCGUCCUCAGGCCCAAGAAGGCCGGUAACCUGGCCGAUGACGACGAUGCAGACCUCCCCCCUCCAUACACCGAGCUUCCCGAGCUCCAUGUCCUCCCAUCGUACCGGAGCGCGUGUCCGCUCAAGCCAUACCGGCCGUUCCCCAACACGAUCCGCGCCCACCACCGCCUCUCGCAGCUCAACUCCAUCACGCUGAGCGGGCCAGACAAGGAGCGGCUCUACUACGUCGAAGUGCACAAGGGCUUCCAGCACGUCGACCCGCUCGGCUACCGCGCGGGCGUGGUGCUGCGAAACGGGCCACGCAGCAGAGACGAGGUGCUGGCCGCCGCGGGCGAGGAGAUGCAGUCCGCGCUGAGGAUAUACGCCGUCCCCCUGGAUCCGGACCCAAACAGCGUGUUUUUCCUGCCGCCCCUGGAAUUCGGCACCAACUCGCGGGCCAUGGCCAUGGAGAGGAUGCGGCCCGGGGUGCUGGGCAGCAGGACACGCGCGUUUACCUUUUUCGUCGAGGUCGAGCCCCUGCGAAGCAUGAGGAGGCAAAAGUUUGCGUGGGUGCAGGACACCGACGGCGACGACGGUGUCAAGCCGCCCGGCUUCAGGCUGGUGCGGGCCAUGGCAGCAGAGGCCAAGGGGGGCUCCGAGUGCGACGCAUCUGCUUCUGCAUCUGCUUCUCGUCCAGCCGACGCGGUCUACGGGGAGACUGUGGCCGCGCUCGCGUUUCCGCACACGUCCCUGGUGAGCCGGGAGGCGUUUACGCUGUCCAUGCUGGGGAGCGCUAGGGACGGCCGGCUAGGGGAGAGGUGCGAGAUUGCCAUUGUCGUGACGGCGCUGCGGAUUUGGAACUUUCACGCAAAGGGGCAGUUGGACUAG
Messenger RNA from Metarhizium brunneum ARSEF 3297, 918 nucleotides. RefSeq lists its product as uncharacterized. NCBI's taxonomy places the organism in Eukaryota, Fungi, Ascomycota, Sordariomycetes, Hypocreales, Clavicipitaceae. The record is from RefSeq and is a predicted model, not a curated record.